Carlito syrichta (Philippine tarsier) is the source of this 1841-nucleotide messenger RNA. It is a transcript of the gene PSME3IP1, whose product is annotated as family with sequence similarity 192 member A. The transcript is spliced from 8 exons. Gene Ontology annotation, cellular component: nucleus. The record is from RefSeq and is a predicted model, not a curated record. Bases 316 to 1080 code for a protein of 254 amino acids. Lineage: Eukaryota; Metazoa; Chordata; Mammalia; Primates; Tarsiidae.
GGCGGAACUUUGUUGUGGCUGCGAGGAACAGGAAGCCCUGAAGGGUCAAAAGGAAUACAAAAGCAAAGGCUAUUUUCUGUCUUUUUUUUCCCCCCUUCCCCCCCUUUCUUCUACUUUUUUUUUUUUUAAGAGCGAGCGGCUCUGCGGUGGCGGUUUAGGGUGGGCGCCGCCGAGGUGAGGGAGUCUCGCCUCCCCGUGCGCCGGUAGAAAACAAGCAGCGGGCCCCGUUUUGCAGAAAACUCGAGUAUCUGAGACCAAUAGUUGAAGCGUCUUGUUGGAGACUUGGUGGCCCUUGUGAAGAUUUAGUGUACCAUUAUGGAUGGAGGGGAUGAUGGUAACCUUGUUAUCAAAAAGAGGUUUGUGUCUGAGGCAGAACUAGAUGAGCGGCGCAAAAGGAGGCAAGAAGAAUGGGAGAAAGUUCGAAAACCUGAAGAUCCAAAAGAAUGUCCAGAGGAGGUUUAUGACCCUAGGUCUCUAUAUGAAAGGCUACAGGAACAGAAAGACAGGAAGCAGCAGGAGUAUGAGGAGCAGUUCAAAUUCAAAAACAUGGUUAGAGGAUUAGAUGAAGAUGAGACCAACUUCCUUGAUGAGGUUUCUCGGCAGCAGGAACUAAUAGAAAAGCAGCGAAGAGAAGAAGAACUGAAAGAACUGGCGGAAUACAGAAAUAAUCUCAAGAAGGUUGGAAUGUCUUCAGAAAACAAGAAGGAAGUAGAGAAGAAACCACCUGUGAAACCCAUAGAAAGCAAGACCAAGUUCUCCCAGGCGAAGCUGUUGGCUGGAGCUGUGAAGCAUAAGAGCUCUGAGAGUGGCAACAGUGUGAAAAGACUGAAACCAGACCCUGACCCAGAUGACAAGAAUCAAGAGGCUUCAUCCUGCAAGUCUCCUGGAAACACUCCCCUGAGUGGCCCCUCCCUCCACUGCCCCUCCGCUGCAGUCUGUAUUGGCAUCCUCCCAGGCUUGGGCGCCUACUCUGGGAGCAGCGACUCAGAGUCCAGCUCAGACAGCGAAGGCACCAUCAACGCCACUGGGAAGAUCGUGUCCUCCAUUUUCCGCACUAACACCUUCCUGGAGGCCCCCUAGCUCCUGUCCUUCCACAGGAACUCCUCCCCAAGAGUAGAUUGGACUGUUUGUCCUGCCACAGGUGUUACCUCCUUCAAGAAACUCCUAUGCCUGCUUUCUGUGCACACCAUGGCAUUUUUAACAUGAUCUAAAAAUGUGCCAGAAUCCACUUGUGGCCCGAAUUGUGUUUGGUUUCUCUUUCCCCUCCAAUGCAGAUGGCCAGAUCUGUCCUGCUGCCUCUUUCCUCGUUGAUGUGGUGGGGAGGGUCCAAGGCCCAGCAAAGAUUCCACUAAAAAUGCCCUGAGAUGAGGUACCAGCUGGCUUGCAGAGGGUUUGGGUUUUAUUGCUUGCUGGUUUUUUUCUUUUUUAUGUUUUUCUCAGCAGCACAAAGAAGCAAGGGCAGUUAUUGGACAGAGGUAUUAUUUAAGCAUUCUGUUGUAGAUGAGUAUGUUGUUUGAUUUUACUGCCUUGUGGGGCAUAGGGGGAGGAGAAUGACCCAGGUGAUGAAAUGGAGCCCUUCCCUGGAACUAACCAGUCCUUGAUGUUGUGUGACUAAGUGAAGAUCAUAAACUAUAUCCUUAGGAGGUGUCACGUAACACUCAGCAUUCAUUGUGAAGUUUUUCCUUACCCUUGGCAAUUCCUUGUCCCAUCCGCAUCCAAUCCCGUUUAUGUAGGAAGAGACUGGUAGCAAGAUAGCUUCCAUCUUCUCUUCAAAGUUUUUCUCUAACUGGCAUAUUAUUUUGUUUUUGUUUUUGAAAUAAAGAUUUUGUUUAGGAUUAUAA